Molecule: messenger RNA, 1485 nt
Organism: Akanthomyces muscarius
Lineage: Eukaryota; Fungi; Ascomycota; Sordariomycetes; Hypocreales; Cordycipitaceae
Exons: 3
Coding region: 1-1485 (494 amino acids)
Source: RefSeq, a predicted model, not a curated record
AUGCCGGUAGAUGAGCAGCAGUUUGUAGACCUGCUGGGAAAGAUUCCCGUGCAGUUCCGGCAGUACACAAACGAUGCGGCCGAUUUCAUAGACAAAGGUGUCGACCGCGCCGCCAACGUCGUUCGCGACACCCUGAGCUCCCAGACAUGGAUUCCUGACUCGAUGCGGCCCGCGCCGCCCGUCAAGGUGCCCGUGGUCGUGGUCUCCAUGUCAACAUGGGAGCGCGCCCAAGAUUGGGUGUCAAAACACAAGAUUCUCACAGGCGUCAUCGUCGUUGUCUGCGGUACCGUAGUCUUCAAAGGCUACCAAAAGUCCAGGUCGAUGCGAAAAUCACGGCGUGCCAAGCGUGCCAGGAACGGUGGCCGCACCGAAGUCGUCGUCAUCGCUGGUUCGCCUACACUGCCCCUGACCAAGUCCCUCUCGCUGGACAUGGAGAGACGCGGCUUCAUCGUGUACGUCGUCUGCGACGCGCCCGAGGACGAGAAAAUGGUGCAAUCUUACGCGCGCCAAGAUAUCGCUCCUCUGAAGAUUGAUACGACGAAUCCUCCUAGCGCCGGAUCUGCUAUCGAAAAGUUUGCGGCGUACCUCCAGUCGCCGCAUGCUCCCGGUCCUCACAUAAAGCCCAACCAGCUGACUCUGCGAUCCGUCAUUCUCAUCCCGAGCCUCCACUACCAGACCUCGCCGAUUGCGACGAUACCUCCCUCGAGCUUCGCCGACUUGUUCAACACGCAUCUCCUACACCCCAUCCUCACCAUCCAGGCUUUCCUCCCGCUGCUCACAUCUCGACUCCAGCCUAUUGGUGAGAAGUGGGUGCCGCCCAAGGUCAUGGUGCUGACACCCUCCAUCAUCUCGUCCAUCAACCCUCCGUUCCACGCUCCGGAAGCUACCGUCUGCUCUGCGCUUUCAGCCUUUACGGAGGUCUUGACCGCGGAGCUGCGCCCUCUCGAUAUCCCCGUGACGCAUAUGCAGCUAGGCACUUUCGACUUUGCCGGGUUCGUCCCUGCCCGCAACCUCGCCAUCGGCCAGGGCCAGCACACGACCGGCCAGCCCCAGGAGACGCUCGUCUGGCCAGACGGCGCGAGACACGUCUACGCCCGUAAUUUUGUCGCGCAGACGAGCUCCGCCAUAUCCGGGGCGCGCAUCCGUGGCUUCAAGGGAAGCUCGCUGCGACGCCUGCAUAACUCUGUGUUUGACGUCAUUGACGGCUCCAUCACCAGCGACACGGUGCGCAUCGGCCUUGGCUCCAGCGUCUAUGGCUUUGUCGGCCGCUGGGCCCCGCGCGGGCUGGUUUCGUGGCUCAUGGGCAUUCGUCGCGUCGAUCAGCUCUCGACCUGGAAGGCCAGCGAGGAGGGAUCCUCGCGCACGCCCAGCGAAGACGGCGACAAUGCCAGCAACGAGUUCAUCGCCGUGCCUUCAGAGAUCAAUGCCUGGACGUCGGAAAGAGACAGUGCUCUCUGGACACCCGCGAAAGAGCCGGCCGCGUAA